Molecule: messenger RNA, 1879 nt
Organism: Centruroides sculpturatus (bark scorpion)
Lineage: Eukaryota; Metazoa; Arthropoda; Arachnida; Scorpiones; Buthidae
Product: valacyclovir hydrolase-like
Exons: 5
Coding region: 1013-1687 (224 amino acids)
Source: RefSeq, a predicted model, not a curated record
GAGAAAAUGAUCACAUGGUUUCCCAUUGCCUGUCUGAUCCAUUGAUUAAAAAUGGUUUCGAACUUUUAAACGAACAGUUAAAAGUUCCAGUAGUUAAUUUUUAAUAAACUAACAUUUUCAGCUUGAUUAAUAAGCCUUCAUCAGGUUUUGAACAGAGAUUCUAUUCUAUUCUAUUCUAUUCUAUACAAUAAAGUCUUAUUACAAAAGUAUAGUAAAUAUAUGUGAAAUAUAAAAAAUAUAAAAUUAUAAUAACAUAUUUGAACAUAUAUAUUGUUGCUUUUUUCAGACUUAUCAUACAAGAACACCAAAGAUAGUAUAUGUAAAAUUUAUACUUUAGACUUAACCUACUAUCAAUAAAGUCUAAGUUUUAUCUAUAGAUAAAACUUAGACUUUUUCUGGCAUUCCUGUAUGAUAAGUCUGAAAAAAAGCAACACUACAUGCUUGAAAUAGAAACUAAAAUAAAUGGAACAAAACUAGAAUAACAACAUAUUAGAACACUUAUUUUUAAUAUAUGUAACAUUUUUGUUCAAAAACAAAAUCCAAUAAUUUCACUUUUUUUGUUUUUAUAUUGUCUACUUGGUUUAUAAAUAGAACUUAUUAUACUAGUAUAUAUGCUAAUCAGAAACUAUACUAGUAUAGUUUCUGAUUAGCAAAGACAGGAACUCUUAGUCAAAAGUCAAAACAAAAUAUCUUUAUUUUAACCUGUUAUUUUGUUUUGACUUUUGACUAAGACUUCUCUUUGCUUAUCAGAAACUACACCAAUAUAAUAAAUCUUACUUAUAAACAAAGUCAAAGUAGACAAUAUAGCAAUAUAGAAAUAAAAAAUAAAACAUUAAGGACAUAGAGGUAAAAAGAAUCCAAUCAUUUCAUUUUGCUAUCAUUUUUAAACUUUUUUUAAAAUCAUUUACUUGAUAUAUUAUACAAAAUUCAAUUUUAUAUAUCUAUAUUGAGAUCUGUACUGGUACUGUGUAUUCACUUAAAAUGGCAAUAUUUCAAUUCUCAUUGACCACUCAUGACGACCAUCUGUUCUACAAGAACAGAUUUUGGACCACAACUUGAAAAGUUAGAUAAAUCAAAAUUUACAUUAAUUUCUUGGGACCCACCUGGCUAUGGCUUUAGUAUACCCCCAGAAAGAACAUUUCCUAGAAAUUUUUAUCAACGAGAUGCACAUUUGGCUGCAGCAUUAAUGAAGAAAUUAGGUCAUCAUAAAUACUCAAUAUUAGGAUGGAGUGAUGGUGGAACAAUGGGCUUGAUAAUUGCAGCAAAUUAUCCAGAUGUUGUACAGAAACUUGCCAUAUGGGGUUCAACUGCAUAUUUUACAAAUGAUGAUGUACAAAUGAUGAAUGCUGCAAGAGAUAUACAACAAUGGAAUAGGAAAAUGUUAGAACCAAUGUUAGCUUUAUAUGGAGAAGAAUAUUUUCGUAAAAUGUGGCACAAUUAUUUAGAUGCUGUUCAGGACAUAGUUUCUAAUGGUGGUGAUCUUUGUAAGGAUGAUUUAAAGAAAAUUCAAUGUGAAACAUUAAUUCUUCAUGGAGAUAAAGAUCCUCUUGUUCCAUUCUUCCAUAUUCCGUAUCUUUUAGAGAAUAUAAAAAAUUCAAAGUGUUAUAGAUUUCCAGAAGGAAGACAUAACAUCCAUUUAAGAUAUGCAGAUGAGUUUAAUGAACAAAUUUUAAAAUUUCUCUUAUAAUUUAUUACAAUAAGAGAAAUUUUAAAUUUAUAUGUGAAAUGUUAAAUCAUUAAUUAUGAUUAAUUUUAAAAUUCUAUUUUGUUUUAAAUUCCCUUCUCAUUUGUUUCUAAAUCAAUCUAUUUAUUGUUUUAGAAACAAAUCUGUUAUUACAUACAUAUGGAAGCAAUAUACAGAAAUAAAAGUUAUAUUUUA